UGGGGCUCGCUCGGGAGUCUCCAGUCCCGGACGGCGGCGGCGGCGGCGGCGGCGACGCAGCGCUCCAGAGGUCGGUUCCCCGCAGCGGCGCCGCGCGACUCAAGCACGGUGGGACUCGGAUCCUAGCGUAUUUCGACAGAAGAUUACUUUCAAAGGAUGGAAGGCCUGCUGUGAUAAGAAUCGGUCGUCCUCUGCUUCCUGCCCACCUUUGGAAAGAUUUACACUGUCCUAAUUCUCCCGAGAGAUUGCCUCGGAAAGUUUCCUCUCCUCCUGUACGACUCUCAGCCUUGACUGUAUGCUUAGUAUGCGGAUUGCACCUCUUCACUAAUGAGAGGGAGGAUGGGGACCCAGGGCAGCCCGGUCAAGAGCUAUGAUUACCUGCUCAAGUUCUUGUUGGUGGGAGACAGUGACGUGGGCAAGGGAGAAAUCCUGGAGAGCCUUCAGGAUGGAGCAUCGGAAUCGCCCUACGCCUACAGCAACGUUUGCGGGAGACCCGGGUUUAAGCAGGACGACCUGCUGCCUGUCUGUGUCGCUGAGCCUGAGGACUUGGCCGUGACGGAUACAUCUGGCCAAGGGAGGUUCUGCACCAUUUUUCGGUCCUACUCCAGAGGAGCUCAGGGAAUCCUCUUGGUAUAUGACAUCACCAACCGCUGGUCCUUUGACGGCAUAGACCGAUGGAUCAAGGAGAUAGACGAGCACGCCCCGGGCGUGCCCCGCAUCUUGGUCGGCAACAGGCUUCACCUGGCCUUCAAGCGGCAGGUCCCGACGGAGCAAGCCCGAUCCUACGCGGAGAAGAACUGCAUGACGUUCUUCGAGGUCAGCCCGUUGUGCAACUUCAACGUGAUCGAGUCCUUUACGGAGCUGUCUCGCAUCGUGCUCAUGAGGCAUGGCAUGGAGAAGAUCUGGAGGCCCAACAGAGUGUUUAGCUUGCAAGACCUCUGCUGCCGCGCCAUCGUCUCCUGCACGCCCGUCCACCUGAUCGACAAGCUGCCCCUUCCCGUCACCAUCAAGAGCCACCUGAAGUCCUUCUCCAUGGCCAACGGCAUGAACGCCGUCAUGAUGCACGGCCGCUCGUACUCCCUGGCCAGCAGCGGAGGCGGGAGCAGCAGCAAAGGCAACAGCCUCAAGCGCUCCAAGUCGAUCCGUCCGCCCCAGAGCCCGCCGCAGAACUGCUCGCGUAACAACUGCAAGAUCUCCUAGCGAGCCGCGGGGCUCGGCUCCCUCCGAACACGCGCCGAGACCUGCUCGCCAACGUUACGGAUGUUUACACCCGGGGCCUCAUUGCGGCGGGGGCUUCCCCCCCCCCCCCCCGUGGCUCUGGCUGGCGGUGGCACCCCCGGGACUGGCAAAGAGCUUAUGCCCUGGCCUUCAGCUGGAGGGGUCCCACACGGCGGCAAAGGCAAGGCGGUGCCAAGCCACCCUUUCCCAGAAUGCAGUAGGUCUCGCCCUCCCCCUGCUUGGGGGAAUGACUGUGCUGGAGUGUGUGUGUGUGGGGGGGAGCGAUCCUUCCUCGGGCUUGGAGUAAGGUGAGACUUUGUGCUGCGACUUUAACCUUUGGGCCCCCGAGUUGGAUUGCUGGUACUGGAGCAGACAUCGAAGCGAACCCAAGUAGCCACAGUCUGGAAAUUCAACCCGACAGAGGUCCUGUCUUCACCCCACGGACUGUGGCCGGCUGGAAGUCCACAGGAUGCAGGCCGCUUGACAUCCUCACCUAUUUAUAGAAUAAUUAUAUCUCUCACUACUGUUUCUAAAGGGGUUUUUCUU
Messenger RNA from Gekko japonicus, 1764 nucleotides. It is a transcript of the gene RAB40C, whose product is annotated as RAB40C, member RAS oncogene family. Lineage: Eukaryota; Metazoa; Chordata; Lepidosauria; Squamata; Gekkonidae. The record is from RefSeq and is a predicted model, not a curated record. Gene Ontology annotation, biological process: protein localization to plasma membrane; intracellular signal transduction. The coding region runs from base 328 to 1200 and encodes 290 amino acids. The transcript is spliced from 7 exons. Gene Ontology annotation, cellular component: synaptic vesicle; endosome; plasma membrane. Gene Ontology annotation, molecular function: GTPase activity; GTP binding.